Molecule: messenger RNA, 4147 nt
Organism: Leptopilina boulardi
Lineage: Eukaryota; Metazoa; Arthropoda; Insecta; Hymenoptera; Figitidae
Exons: 2
Coding region: 114-3881 (1255 amino acids)
Source: RefSeq, a predicted model, not a curated record
AUUUAAUUAGCGGUAUUAACAGUUUUGAUUUUCGAAACAAAACCAAAAAAGAAAUUUCAAAAUUUUUGAAUUAGAAACACGAAAGCAGGUAUUAACAGAAACAAGGAAAAAAAAUGGAAGCUGCAAAUUUCACCAGUCCUCUUCAGGCAGUGCAAACGAUUUCAAUAUUUAGUUAUUUAAAUACAAUCAGCGAUUAUUUAUUCAUUAGAAAUUUUUUAAGUGAAUCAAAUCAAAAUCAACCAAUACCAAUUGUUAAUGCUCUAUAUAAUUACAUUUUCGACGACUACGAAGAAGAUAGAAGUAAAUUCAUUGAACUAAAUUUAUUAACAACGCAAAAAAUGAUUCCAAUAGAUUACAAUAAAUACAAUUAUUCUACCAUCGAAUAUCAUGAAAAUCGUACCAAAAUUAUCAAUGAACGAAAAAUAGAUUUAGCAAGAAAAUUAAUCGAAGGCACCGAUUUGUAUGGUGCGAAAGAAAAUGAAAUUCUUGAUGAGGCAUUCAUUGAUUCUUUAUACAAACACAUAAUUACCAAUCUUGUUUUUAAGAGUUAUACAAAUAUUUACGGAUUUCUUGUAGAGAUUGUUCGUAAUUCUAAAGAUAUAAAAAUAAACAAUUUGUAUGAGAAAAUUAUUUUCAAAUUGUCGGAGGAAAUAUUUCUCACCGAAAAUGGAAGAGAAACAAAAUUAGAAGAUUUGUCGGUUUCAAAAAUUGUGGAAGAAUUUAUAGUGCCUUUGCUUCCGAAACCAAAGAAAGAAAUGAAUUUAACGGCAGUGGAUUAUAUUUACGCAGCUGCUGGAUCAGUGUUUUUGAAUUCUGAUAAAGAAAAAGUGUUGCUAACAUCUGUGGAUUUGGUAGAAAUCGAUUUUACUACUGAUGAUCAGUUUAUUAAUUAUGUUACAACAGCACAUGUUAUUGAACAAUCUGUAAUUGGUGGUAAAAUUGAUAAAUCAGCUUUGGGGAUUUUUGGACUACCGGCACUACUUUAUUACGUUUACAAAGAGAAAGAAAUGCUUCGAACCCAAAGUACAGGACAAAUAAUUAAUAAUUCCACUUUAAGAAUUGAAGCCUACAGAAUGUUGUUCAGCUAUCUUAAUAAGACCUUUGCCCAAGUGGAACAAGCACGGAAUAAUGAUUAUAGAUAUCAAUUUUAUGCUGCUUUGUCAAAUUUUAAAAAUCGUACAACACUGGCCAGGGAGAACAUUAGGAGCAAAUGUUCCACGGUCAAGGACGAGGAUUUCGAGCAAGAGGUUCUUAAAUACAAAAAUAAUCCUGAUGAUUAUCAAUGUAAUAAUGAAAACGGGAAAAAAUUAGAGGAUGUUAAUCUUCUUUAUCAGGAACAGGUUAACAAUAUUGCUGGAAAAUAUUUGACUUAUGAAAAGGAAUCAAUUAGGGAAGCUUUUGGUACAGAUUUUAUUAGAUCCGUAGAUGCUAAUAAAGUAGAAAUAUCUAAGGGUUUUAUUACCUCUACUGCUAAUUUUAUAAAUUACCACGUAUUUCAAUGGGUGAAAGCUUCGGCCGAUUUGUUCCAAUUCAAAUUUAUGCAUAGUGGAACAAAAAUGUAUUUUGCUGUUUUAAGGGAGGAUAACGAAAUUUUGUUAAUGCAACAAAAUGAUGCUACUUCGAAUUGUUCUAAAAUUUUUAGGGGUGCUUCGUCUGAUAGUAAUUCUGUAGAUUCUGCUGGUUCUGCAUUAGCUGCUAAUACUGCAGAUUUUUCUGGUCCUGCAACUGCUGUUGAUUUUGCAUCAUCUACUAAUUCUGCAACUUCUGCAGAUUUUGCAUCAUCUACUAAUUCCCCUGCCUCUACUGGUUCUGUACCAAAUACCGUAAUCCAUUGCAACCCUGAUGCUUUUCGUGAAAAAUUAGAAAUGUCCAAAUCCGAAGUGUUUCAAAGCAAUAAUUUUCCGUAUGUUAUGAAACGCAAGGAUGAAAAGUUCGAAGUCUUUCUAAACCGAAUCGCAGAAGAAAGAGCAAAGAAUUUUAAUAAAAGUCUCCAACAAGAGGGAUACGAUCAAACAAGAAAAGAAUGGUGGAAAGAUUUUGGAUUAUCACUGCUUCCGUUCUACACCUGUAUUCAUGGAAUACGAACGAAAAAUGUCGAGGAAGCUGUAAUUGGCUGUUCACUCGAUGCUCUAUUUGCUCUGCCUCUAGUUGAGGAAAUUGGCUAUCUAGCCGAAAAAUUAACAACAACAAUCACUAGAUCGAUUUUGUCUUCUGUAGGAACGACAUUUGGUACCCUAACCCUAAAAAUGACAAUACGAGAAACAUUGGAAAAAUUGGGUAGCGUUUUGCUAAUCCAAGCAGCAGAAUUGUCUACCUUCUUCAGUAGGGAAACAUUUCAAAAUGUCGGUCUGUCAGUACUCCGUUACGUCGAUCCGGGUUUUGAACUUAUUUACACGAUUGGCAAAGGAGGAUGGAGAUCCAUUAUCACCACAAUCAGUACUCUCAAAAAAUAUUCUCCUACUUUUGUUUCGCUAGAAAAAACCUUAGCGGAAACCGAAAUCAAAUUAUCGGAUUCCUUGCUAAAAGUAUCUAAUCUCAACGAAAAGGAAGUCUACGUAAAUUCUCUAUCCGUAGCCAAAAAAUCAGGUUACGGUUACCAAUUCCUUCGGUUACCAAACAAACAAGUACAAAUUAGACAAAUUCGUGAAUACGGAGACAAAAUUCCAGUUGUAGUUGUUCACGAACCCAAAACAGGCGAAAUUACCUACAGGGCAAUAAACAUGGAUACUGGUCGAAUAAAACCAAAAUUUCUACAUCUUCAAAACCAAAAUUUGCCAAAAUCAGCUUCGUCAGGCAAAGUUAGUAUAAAAAGUUUUCACAACGUUGAGAAAUGUUUAAUUUCAAGGUUUCGACGAUCUCCCUUCAAAUUUUUCUGUCUACGAAAUAUUCUUCGGGACACACGUCGAGUUGCUGAAAGAAUAGCUGUUGAUUAUACCCGACAAAAUACACUCCUAUCAUCAGACACAGUUCAUUCCACAUUACGAAAAUUUGCCUUUCCCGAAAAUGGCGAAUUCCAAAUGAACUUCGUCAAAGACUGGAGUAAUUUACAAAAAUCCGGAAGAACAGAAUUACCCCUUUGGAGCAAAAAAUAUGAAUUAGCAGAUCCUGCUCUAUUUGAAAAAUUAAGAUACUCAGAUACUGUGGAUAAAAAAGAAAUUACAACCAUUGAAGUAGUAAAAAGAUUAUCAUCACUUUAUCCCGAAGAAAUUGAGUCAAUAUCAAAGGAAGCGAAUUUUAUCAGUAAAUUAUACAACGCCGACAGAGCAUACGAAUCAGUGUCAAUUGAGGAUUACUACGCAAUUCGUGAAUACAUGGGUUCUGGAUAUCGUUAUAUUGGCUAUAAUACAGUUGCAGCUAGACAAAUGCAAGGAGCAUUUUAUCGUUUAGCAAUCCGUCAAUCCGACGAUCCUAUAGAAGAAUUUGAUAAAAUUUUAUAUCGUGGUGAAACUAGAACACCUGAAAUGAUUGAAAAAUUAUUUUUCACAGGUAAAAAGGAAAUAGAAUUAAAUCGUUUUACUUCAACUUCGGAUAAUAAAUAUAUUGCGUAUAUGUUUCAAUUUCACGGUAAUAAUGAAGAUGGUAUGAAUGUUUUUUAUGAAAUAAAAUUUUCACAACCAUUUUUAAGGGCAAAAAUUAUGAAUGUUGUACGUAAUGCAGGUGAAGGAGAAACGGUUCUUCUUCCAGGUAGUAAAUUUCACAUUGACGAUGUAAAAAUUGUUUCCCUUGAUGGAAGAGGAUCAGUUGAAGUGAAAAUGUCUUUUCAACAUGAUGCAUUUGAAAAGCACGAAUGGUAUAUUAAAAUUAUGAAUGAAUUGGAAAAAUUGAAAAAAAACGGUGUCACUUCCUAUGAAACUGAUCCAAUUCAUUUGUGGAAUUCGUAAAAUUUUUAAUUGAAAAAUAUUUUUUUAUGAUAGUUUAACUAAAGAUUUCAUAAUACUCGUUUUACAUAUUUAUAAAUUGAUAUCUAUAAUAGUCAAUUUAUUAUUCAUAUUUGUUUCGAGAUUACAUAUAUUUAAUACUUUAUAUAAUCAUUAAAAUUUAUAGAACACGUUUUUGAAUAAAAUUAUAUCUAGUAGAAAAAAGAAAUUGUAUAUUAAGAUUUAUGAUGUGGAAAGAAGUCAUUUAAUAAAGAAAUUAUGGAACAUUA